Molecule: messenger RNA, 1260 nt
Organism: Colletotrichum chrysophilum
Lineage: Eukaryota; Fungi; Ascomycota; Sordariomycetes; Glomerellales; Glomerellaceae
Exons: 2
Coding region: 1-1260 (419 amino acids)
Biological process (GO): carbohydrate metabolic process
Molecular function (GO): hydrolase activity, hydrolyzing O-glycosyl compounds
Source: RefSeq, a predicted model, not a curated record
AUGGCUCUAUCCAUUCUUUCCGCUUCUCUUCUGCUCGCCAGCAUCGUCGCCGGUCAGACGCCUGGUAAUGCAACCGAUAACCACCCCAAGCUUGAAACAUUCCGCUGCACCGUCAAGGACGGAUGCGUGAAGAAGACCAACUUCAUUGUCGCCGACUCCAGCCAGCAUCAAAUCAACACCAAGGAGGGCGUCAGCUGCCUCACUGGCAACAACCCGCCCAACGUCACCGCCUGCCCCAAUGCCGAGGAUUGUGCGAAGAACUGCAUCAUCCAGGGCAUCACCGACUAUGCCGACAAGGGUGUCACGACCUCGGGCACUGACCUCCGCAUGCAGAUCCUCAAGGAUGGCAACAAGGUCUCUCCCCGUGUGUAUCUGCUCGAAGAGAACAAGCAGCGUUACGAGAUGCUGCAUCUUACCGGCAACGAGUUCACUUUCGAUGUCGACAUGGUGAAGCUGCCUUGUGGCAUGAACAGCGCGCUGUACCUUUCUGAGAUGCUGCCUGAUGGCGGCAAGAACACCAGCGUGCUGAACAAGGCCGGCCCCGCUUACGGCACUGGAUACUGCGAUGCCCAAUGUUUCAAGACGUCCUUCAUCAACGGAGUUGGUAACAUUGAUGGCAAGGGUUCAUGCUGCAAUGAGCUCGACAUCUGGGAGGCCAACUCUCGCGCCACUCAUAUUGCUCCCCACACUUGCAACAAGCCCGGUCUGUACCAGUGCACCGGUGACGAGUGCGAGAAGACCGGCGUCUGCGACAAGUCCGGCUGCUCAUGGAACCCGUACAAGGUCGGUGGUAACGACACCACCUUCUACGGCAGGGGCGCCAAUUUCAAGGUCGACACGACCAGGAAGUUCACCGUCGUCACCCAGUUCCCCGCCCAGGACGGAAAGCUCAAGUCGCUCCACCGCUUAUACAUCCAGGACGGCAAGGUUGUGACCAGCAGCGUCGUCCAAAUCGAGGGUCCCCCGAAGAUCAACUUCAUGAACGACGACUACUGCAAGGCUACCGGUGCCGACCAGUUCAUGACUCUGGGUGGCAUGACUGGUAUGGGCGAGUCCAUGACCCGCGGCAUGGUCCUGGCCAUGAGCAUCUGGUGGGACGACGCGACUGCGAUGGAGUGGCUCGAUACCAAUGCUGCUGGCCCUUGCAAUGCCACUGAGGGAUUCCCCGACUCCAUUGUCAAGGUUGAGCCUAACCCUGAGGUCACUUUCAGCAACAUCCGCUUCGGCGAGAUCAACUCUACCAUGAACAUGAGGUUGUAA